AGUUCCCAAGCCUAACUACACGCGGAACUUUUGAUCCUUAUCUAGUUUCGCCACACCGUAUUAGACCAUCUUUAUUGUAUACCCGAAGAAAUCCGAAUUUUACCGAUUGAUACUCCGCGUUUCUUCGUGAUUGCUUUCAAAGUGAUGUGCACUGGUGUCCUAAUGUCAAAAGUGUAGGAAGCGCAAAGCGUGGUUUUGUGGUUGUAAAACUUGUAAAGUUUAGUCUAUUAAUUACGUAAGAAAUUGAAGCAUUAAUACAAUGGGUAAAAAUAAGAAGACUCGUAAGGUUGUCAUGCAACGAUUUGCUCAGAUGAAGAAGAUGAUCAGUCUAAGCGAUCCCAGAAUUAAAGCAAAUCUGCGUGCGGCACCACGAAAAAAGAAACCAGAAGAUCUCACAGAAAUGAAAGUUAAGGAAGUACCACAACAAUCGUCAGCACUAUUCUUUCAAUACAACACUCAGUUGGGGCCACCCUAUCACAUUCUGAUUGAUACCAAUUUUAUAAACUUUUCUGUCAAAAAUAAGUUGGACAUUAUUCAAAAUAUGAUGGAUUGCUUAUAUGCGAAAUGCAUUCCAUAUAUAACUGAUUGUGUCAUGGGAGAGUUAGAGAAACUUGGACCAAAAUAUAAAAUUGCUUUAAAGAUCAUAAAAGAUUCAAGAUUUGAAAGACUACCUUGUAUGCAUAAAGGAACCUAUGCAGAUGACUGUAUCGUUAAUAGAGUAACUCAGCACAAAUGUUACAUAGUAGCAACCAAUGACAAAGACUUGAAAAGAAGAAUACGCAAAAUACCAGGUGUACCUAUAAUGUAUGUUUCUCAGCAUCGUUAUACGAUCGAGCGGAUGCCGGACGCUUAUGGAGCGCCAAAGAUAUAACAGCGAACCAAACGCAGCGCAAUCAUUUAAUGUAUCAUUAAUGAAUAAUAAAAUAUACCUUGUUAAGAA
Messenger RNA from Cephus cinctus (wheat stem sawfly), 940 nucleotides. It is a transcript of the gene Bka, whose product is annotated as rRNA-processing protein FCF1 homolog. The record is from RefSeq and is a predicted model, not a curated record. Lineage: Eukaryota; Metazoa; Arthropoda; Insecta; Hymenoptera; Cephidae. The transcript is spliced from 5 exons. Gene Ontology annotation, cellular component: nucleolus; small-subunit processome. Bases 260 to 871 code for a protein of 203 amino acids.